AUGACUGAUUCUGAAUUAAGUAGUUCCUUGUAUUUGCCAAGACGUCGAGAGUCCUCACAAUACGACUUGUCAAAUUGUGGCCUACAAAGAGCACCAUCGACCAGCAAUAUAAUGGAAAAAGAGCGCAGAAUUGCGGAAUUGGAAAGACAGCUUUCACAGGCACAUACGGAGCAGCAACUGGCGAAAAGAGAACUGGAAGUUUACAAAACAAGCCUUGGAUCACUUGAACAGGUGCUGCCUUUGAAAUACUCUCAAAUGGGCUCAGGGCUAACCUUAGGCAUCAAAGGCAGUGUCCCGGCAGAUUUUGCAUUUUGA
Molecule: messenger RNA, 315 nt
Organism: Cylicostephanus goldi
Lineage: Eukaryota; Metazoa; Nematoda; Chromadorea; Rhabditida; Strongylidae
Source: the annotation of a GenBank genome assembly